Molecule: messenger RNA, 2860 nt
Organism: Linum trigynum
Lineage: Eukaryota; Viridiplantae; Streptophyta; Magnoliopsida; Malpighiales; Linaceae
Source: the annotation of a GenBank genome assembly
CAUCCACCGAAUCUUAAAGUGGCCAUCCUCAGUAGCCCACCAGAAUCUCGCCACAUGCCUAUCAAGGAGCCGACAGAGAGACAGAGGCAAUUUGAAACAAGACAUAACAUGCAAGGGAAAAGUCAGGGCCACUGAUUUAAUCAAAGUCUCUUUUGCAGCCCAAGAUAGGGUCCAAUGUUUCCAACGCUACUUUGCAAGUGUUGAACUUGGACUCCUGUCGACUAAGGAAAAAUACGAUCGAUCGAUAGCACAAAAGAUCUUCCAAUGAUUCCACGGUAAAGGGAUUCCAACUAUAGAUUGGUAUUAGUAGUAAAGAUGGAAUUUCUUACCAUUUAAUCCAAUUUAAUCUCAGCAAGAGUGUGUAAUAUAAGCAUAGAAGUUCUUGAUUUAUCAUUCAUACACUUGGAUAAACAUAUUCUUUUAGGUUUAGAGUUUGGUGAAGAAGAAAAGAUUUGAUUGUGAGGUACCUUUAUAUUGACAAAUCGACCAAAUUGUUAGAGUGCCGACUAAUUUGGGGCACAUUAUCGGCAAUGUUAGUUUAAGAUAUGUAUCCUCAAUCAGUUUACCUCUUCUUUGAGCGGCUGACUAGUCUCUAUGUCCAUAUCAUAAUUUGCACAACAGAUCCCCCACAUAAUAUUGAACAAUCACAAGACUCUUUGGAAUUAUGGUACACUCUCGACUUCGUUGGCUUGAGGUAAGGAAGAUAAGGCUGAAAAGAUUCCCCACCUAAUUUUAUCGGUAGACCUCUUAUCUGUUAUGGAUCGUUGUUAGUUUUAUUUGACUUUUUAGGCUCAACAGGUCGACUAUACUUAAUCAACGAUCGACAACUUCUCUAUUCGUGGUUUGUAUUAUUUUUGAGUACUUUUUUAGACUCAACAGUCGACCACAUAAUACCACUGUUUGACCUCUUGUUUGUUCGUGGUCUAUUAAUCGAUUGUUAGGGAUAUUAUCAUUCAAAGCACAAAAAAUUAUAUUUUACGCAAUUUUUUUUUAAUUUUAAUGUAACACGAAUGAGAUAUAAUCCAUUGAAGAUUUAUAGGAGAUUUAAAAAGUGUAUUAACUCUCGUAUAGAAAUACGCGUAGACACCCAAAUCUCUCACCCAAACCCUACUUUCCAUUUUCCAUCUUACCCCUUUGUAAUGAUGACUAUUAGAUCACUCAUUCUCCAAUCUCACCCCUAUAAUUUUUCAUUCUCUACUUCGUGAGUCCUGAAUCAUCAAGGAAUUUAGGCAAUCCUCUAAGGGAGGAGAAGUUUAUAAUCUUGGCUAGUAUCCUACAUUUAUGAUAGGAAUGUUCGAAGCCUUGUUGCUUUAGUCAAGAGAGAUAGAACUUGCCAUACUUCAUCGUACGAUCUCUUACCAAAAUCAAUGGAUAUGUGACAAAUUCUUUCAAGGUUGACAUUAUCACGCUUGAGAAAGUCAUUUGUGAGAUCGGAAACAAUCAUGAACAUAUCUUAAGAAGAUGUAAAAGAACGGAAGGGGUCUGGAGACACUUCAAAGAUAAGCUUCAAGUCACCUCACCAACUGUGGAUUUUCAAACUUGGUUGUGUGAAAAUCUCAAAGCAGAGGACAAUGGGGUGGAGUUCGGCCUUAUAUGCUGGAUUCUUUGGAAGCAGCGGAAUGAAGAGGCGAUGGAAGGAAAGAAAUUUACAACAACAUGGACGAUCUUUAGAAUCCUUGCGUGGAUACAGGUCAACAGACAAGCAAGGGAGAAUGCCUUAAGAUGCAUCCUUCCUACAAGAAGAAGCCAAGUUACGCAGUCGUUGGCGUGGCACCCUCCUCCGGAAAGCUGGGUUCAACUCCAUACUGAUGUCUCUAUGAAUGGGUUGUCUGGGAGAGCAGUAGCGGGAGGACUUUUGAGGGACCACCUUGGCAGAUGUGUUGAUGCAUUUACCUGCAAUCUGGGCAAAUGCACAAUCACAAUAGCGGAGCCUUAAGAGGCGGCUGAAGGACUCGAACGUGCGUGGGAGAAAGGGUUCAGGAAAGUGGAACUAAACAUGGAUUCAUCUACUGCCGUGGCUCUCAUUAAUCGAAGGAAUGACACCAACCAUAGUCAUGGAGCAGUUGUGGAACAUAUUGUUAGAUUGCUUGAUCGUGAAUGGGAAGUUAGAAUUUCCCAUUGUUUUUAGAGAAUGUAACUUUGCACAGCAGAUUUUUGGCUGACAAGGACCAUCGGGCCCCCUAGGUCAUUGGCUGAACUUCGAUUCCAUUGGGGUUUCCGUGGAUCGCGUUAUUUUUAAUAUAAUCUAGACGCCAGUUGGUGCCUGUCUCACUACAACAGCAACAACAAAAAAAAAAAAAACUUGGACCCACUUUAACUAAAAACCAAUCAAUCCCCAAACAUAAUUUCUCAUAUUUCAAAUCUUGCAUUUCAGCAAAAUCAUUUUUAAAUCCCACCAGCAAACAAACCCUAAGCUAAUAUUCCCAAAUAAAUUAUCCAGUGAAGUACUUUCCGGCGGCCACUUCAUUAAUUGGCAUUUUGUCUUCUGGUUGGAGACCUAUUUAUUAUUAUUAUUAUUAUUAUUAUUAUUAUUAUUAAAAUAUUACUAUUAUAUCUAUUUUAAUUCGGUUACCCAGCUGGCGACUCACUGUAUGUAUCUAUCAGUCCAUUAGAUUAGGGAUGGCAAUGGGUCGGGUUGGGUCGGGUUUUGCCAAACCCAAACCCAAACUCAUGGGUUUAUCGGUGAAAAAAACCCGGGGUAAAACCCACUGGGUUUGAAAAACUCAAACCCAACCCAACCCGUUGGGUAUCCGCUGGUUCAUGGGUACCCAGGGGUUUUUGUCGUAAAAAAUUUACAAUAACAAGUUCCUAUCAAAAUUAAAGUCAAAUAUCAAUCUCUCAAUACAAAUUAUCCAUAUUU